This is a messenger RNA of Sinocyclocheilus rhinocerous, 2276 nucleotides long. Its product is annotated as glucosamine-6-phosphate isomerase 2. Gene Ontology annotation, molecular function: glucosamine-6-phosphate deaminase activity; identical protein binding. Gene Ontology annotation, biological process: D-glucosamine catabolic process; carbohydrate metabolic process; N-acetylneuraminate catabolic process. The coding region runs from base 120 to 953 and encodes 277 amino acids. The record is from RefSeq and is a predicted model, not a curated record. The transcript has 7 exons. NCBI's taxonomy places the organism in Eukaryota, Metazoa, Chordata, Actinopteri, Cypriniformes, Cyprinidae. Gene Ontology annotation, cellular component: cytoplasm.
CUCGAUCACAUGAUCAGUGUUUUCAAAGAAAGCUUGUAUCCAUUCAGCCGGACGCGGCCGAGAUCCUGCGCUUUAUCACUAGUCUUAAGGUUGCAGUGACCUGUUAUCUGUGAGAAGUCAUGAGACUUGUGAUUCUGGACGACUAUGAUCUGGCCAGCGAAUGGGCUGCAAAGUACAUCCGCAACCGGAUCAUCCAGUUCAAACCCACUGCUGACCGCUACUUCACUUUAGGACUUCCAACAGGUAGCACACCCCUCGGCUGCUAUAGAAAGCUGAUCGAAUACCACAAGAAUGGAGACCUGUCCUUCAAAUACGUGAAGACCUUUAACAUGGAUGAAUAUGUGGGUCUGCCCAGGGAUCAUCCCGAGAGCUAUCACUCCUACAUGUGGAAUAACUUCUUUAAGCACAUUGACAUCGAACCCCAGAACACCCAUAUACUGGACGGCAACACCAGCGAUCUGCAGGCCGAGUGUGAAGCCUUUGAGCGGAAAAUUACUGCUGCUGGUGGAAUUGAGCUGUUUGUGGGAGGCAUUGGUCCAGAUGGGCACAUCGCCUUUAAUGAGCCCGGCUCCAGUCUUGUGUCCAGGACCAGAGUGAAGACCCUGGCCAAAGACACCAUAGUAGCCAAUGCUCGUUUCUUUGGGAACAAUCUUUCCAAAGUGCCCACCAUGACUCUCACUGUUGGAGUAGGAACAGUGAUGGAUGCCAGAGAGGUCAUGAUUCUGAUCACAGGGGCUCAUAAGGCCUUUGCCCUGUAUAAAGCCAUCGAGGAAGGUGUGAACCACAUGUGGACGGUGUCUGCCUUCCAGCAGCAUCCACGAACUAUUUUUGUUUGCGAUGAAGAUGCGACACUGGAACUCAGGGUCAAAACUGUGAAGUAUUUUAAAGGGCUGAUGCACGUCCACAAUCAGCUAGUUGAGCCGAUGCUCAGCAUGAAGGACUACAUGGACUGAACACGCCAGACGGGACGUCUGGAAAAACGGCAGAAAAAUUGGAAUGACAUCAGUGUGAAUGAGUGGAAACUGGCCUCAGGGACCACAGCAGUUUUGAAUGGUCAUAAAGUGUAACAGGUAGAUGUUGUACAAAACACCUCUGCCUUCCCAUGGUGCCAUGUUCACGCACUCCAACUGAAUCUCUGUAUUAGCCUUUAUAAUUCACUUUUAAACUACUUUAAGGCCAGUAUUAACAGGGAAAGACAAUGGUUUAGGGAAAUUAUACUAAGAAACACUCUUACUUUAACCCUUUCAGCUGAUGUUUACUGUUUUAGAUAACACUAUCACACUCCUUCACAUCACUAAUGAAAGAAAACAUCUGUUACAACCCAUUCUGAGAAAGCGUAUAUAUCAGUUUUUCUGUACUGUAGUUUAAUCAGGAAAUAUUGAAUGUCUGCAUUUCAAGCCGAGCAUCUGUUUUCACUGAUGGUCAAUUUUUUAUUAACACACUAUAACCCACAGCUACUUAAAGUUAGUUGACUUGAAUGUGGAUUUUUACUACGAGGCAACUUAUUGAAAGUGUUUUUUUUUUUUUUUUUAGAAUAUUUUUGUUUAGAUGUUACGUAAAUACACUUUAAAGUCUCUUCCCUAAAUUCUCCAAAUUUAGGAUCUCUCCCUAUACAUAUGAAACCUCCAGGUUUUAUGAUACCCAAUCAUUUGUAGUGUCUUAUAUGCUGAUAAACACAAGUUAACAGGAAGCUGAUCUGUGAUCAGAAUUUCCUACUAAGUACAUGUAAUUUUUAUACAAUUUACAUUUACAUUUUCUUGCCUUUGAAUGAAUCCAGGUUACUUGCAGCAUGUGAAACCGGUGGAAAAUGCUGGAAAAGUGUAUUUCAUGUUUGCUUUAUUCAUAUAUUAAAAGGCUUUUAUUGGCACAUCUGAAUAGAGAAGUGUGUGAAUGUUUUUGAAGUUAACUAAUUUCACACAUGAUGUGUAGUACCCAUGUAUUCUCUUUAGUUACCGUUCUUUGUGAUAAACAGGCUGUUUAAUUUCUUAAAACUACAGUAUAAGGCACAAGUCUGACAUUUUUCUUGUAUUGUAAAACACACUUUUGUUUCAUUGCUUUCUGAAUAAGUCUCUGAGUUUUUGGUGUUUCUAAUCCCUCCUGUACUGUACUUUAGUGAAUGGUUUUGGAAGAAGAGUAUACUUUUUUAUGGUUUUACAAAUUUGUUUGAAGAUUAUGUGAGCUGACUGUUAACAGAUUUGCACGCCAAAAACCAAAUCAUCCUCUUGUGUCUUUCUGUACUUGCUCAUGGAUGGAUAAAUAAAAGAAAGUUUCAUUUA